AUGAAUUCUUCUAAAACAACUAAUCUUUUCAUAUUACUUAAUCUAACUAUUUUCACAUGUGUCUCAUCCACCAACCCACCAUGCCCUCCAACAUCUCUCCCUAAACCACCAACCAGUAGCAAGUGCCCUAAAGACACCCUAAAAUUUGGUGUCUGUGGUGACUGGCUAGGGCUAGUUCAUGAAGUCAUUGGAGCUCAACCAGAUAGUGAAUGUUGCACAUUGAUUAAAGGUCUAGCUGACCUUGAAGCAGCAUUGUGUUUAUGCACAGCAAUUAAGGCUAAUGUGCUUGGUGUCCUUAAGGUUAAUGUCCCUAUUGCUCUUAGUUUGGUGCUCAAUUCUUGUGGAAAGAAGGUUCCGGAAGGGUUUAAGUGUGAAUGA
This is a messenger RNA of Lactuca virosa, 378 nucleotides long. NCBI's taxonomy places the organism in Eukaryota, Viridiplantae, Streptophyta, Magnoliopsida, Asterales, Asteraceae. The record is from the annotation of a GenBank genome assembly.